AUGUGGAGGUUCGUCCUGGUCGCCGAAGUGCUGCUGGUUGUCAUCGUCUGUGAGUCCUCAAGAGUGGAACCUUACUGGAUACCGUCCUAUGGUUCUCGAGCGUCUACUCGCUGGAGGUCCGAACCUCCGUGGGACAAGAACAGCCGUUUCCUGCAGCUGUUCAACGUGGUCCGGUUUCCAAACUUCCUGUGCACGGGCAGCUGGGGUCAGGACGGCACCUGCUACGGCUACCAGGAAUGCAUCGACAGGGGAGGAACUGCCUACGGCCCCUGCGCCUACGGCUUUGGAGUCUGCUGCUCGUUGAGUGCCAGUUGCGGGUCCAUCGUCUCCUUGAACGGCACCUACUUCACAAGUCCCGGGUUUCACGCAUCGGCGUCCGGCUCGAUGAUGAUGAUGACGCCUGCGCAGUCCAGCUGCGCGGUGCAAGUGGUCAAACACGGCAGCCGCGUGUGUCAGAUUCGCCUGGACUUUGAGGAAUUCGACCUGGAGCGACCCACGGUGGGCAACUGCGACAACGAGCGCCUCCUGGUGACGGGGCACAACGCCAACAGCGUGGUUCCCGAUCUGUGUGGCCUCAAUACGGGACAGCACGUCUACUUGGACGUCGACAUGUCUCCUGGACCAGUGACCAUUUUUGUGGAGACCAACGGCCAAAGAAACAGCCGCUGGAACAUCAGAAUAUCUCAAAUCAAGUGUGAUAGCCCAACAAGAGCGCCCCCAAACUGCCUACAGUACUACACUGGUCCGUCGGGCAACUUCACGAGCUUCAACUACCUCGAGUCCCGACUGACUCCCCCCCGCAUGGGCUACUUCAAUAACCUCGACUACAGCAUCUGCUUUCGCAAGGAGGCCGGCUAUUGCUCGCAGACGUACACCGUGCCAGGAGACGACGUGCCCUACGUCAUUCAGAACGUGGACGCCAACAGCGCCCCCACCGUCGCCGAAACCGAAGCGGGUGUUGGAAUGGUGGAGUGUCCCAUGGACUAUGUUCUGUUGGGCGGCGUUCGCUACUGCGGCACCAGGCUAAAUCCGGACGCCGGCGCGACUAACCCCAGUGUGAACGCUCCUGUUGUAGACACGUCCUCGGGCCCGUUCCUGGUUAGAUUCGUCUCCGACGGGGCUCUCAAUGCCCGUGGCUUCCUCUUGAACUACAAACAGAACAGGUGCUGA
This is a messenger RNA of Ixodes scapularis (black-legged tick), 1170 nucleotides long. RefSeq lists its product as uncharacterized. The record is from RefSeq and is a predicted model, not a curated record. The transcript has 7 exons. NCBI's taxonomy places the organism in Eukaryota, Metazoa, Arthropoda, Arachnida, Ixodida, Ixodidae. The coding region runs from base 1 to 1170 and encodes 389 amino acids.